Messenger RNA from Anolis sagrei ordinatus, 3032 nucleotides. It is a transcript of the gene SLA2, whose product is annotated as Src like adaptor 2. Gene Ontology annotation, biological process: regulation of MAPK cascade; signal transduction. Gene Ontology annotation, molecular function: phosphotyrosine residue binding; epidermal growth factor receptor binding. Gene Ontology annotation, cellular component: plasma membrane; COP9 signalosome; nucleoplasm. The record is from RefSeq and is a predicted model, not a curated record. Lineage: Eukaryota; Metazoa; Chordata; Lepidosauria; Squamata; Anolidae.
AUCUCUUAAACACAUAAUGUUUGUUGUAGUCUACCUGGAAUGUCUAAUCUUCUGGCAACAACUUGGCAUAGGUCAACAUGUGACUUGGACAUACACACAUUCAUGCACACACAAGACUACUGUGCACUGCUGAAUAUUGGUCAUUUUAUGGCUUAUAUGUAAUCUGUAUUGUGUGAAAAGCAGAUCGCUGUCAGAGCAGCAUGUCUUGUCCAAGCUGUUCCUGGCAUCUGUUUUCUAUGCAGAAAAAAACCUUAUGACAUUAACCACCUUUCCACUUACGUCAAAGGAAACUGAUCAGUUUGUGGGUUCUCAGUUUUUAAGCACUUCUCAACAACAUGCACUCAAAGGGAUAUGCAUGCACACAGAGUCUCUGACUCUAGUAGUUAGGUUCAAGAAUACUUCUGGCAAGAGGAACCAAGUGGAUUUUACACUUUUGAUUUUGAUAUUUGCACUUGCAUAUGAUUUAGGGGCAACCUACUACCUGGAAGUGUUCACAGCAAGAAAUUUAAACAACUGAAGACGACUUCAUGCUCACAGAGAAGCUUCUCAGAUCUCUCUUUUAGCUGUACCAGAAACCCACUACUGUGUAAAACAACCAGUUGGCAGUGGCCUGUGAUGGGAGUCGUUCCCAGUCGGAGGAAGGACAUUACAGUGGAGCCAAGGCCACAGCCAAACACACUGAACAACCAGUCUCUCAACUCCAACUUUGUUCUUACACCACCAGAUACAAAUCCCUCUAUAGCAGUGGCAGUGUGCAAUUUCCCUUCUGGGCAAGCAGAGCCAAUACUCCGGAUGGGAGAGCAGCUGAAGUUGCUGUCUGAAAAGGGUGAAUGGUGGAAAGUGGAAUCGGCUGUGACUGGCAAGAGCUGCUGUAUUCCCAGCAAUCACAUAGCUAAAAUUUCUCACAGAUGGCUUUAUGAGGGCAUCAGCCGUGCAAAAGCUGAAGAGUUGUUGCUGCUGCCUUAUAACCGUGAAGGCUCUUUCCUGAUAAGAGAAAGCCAAAUGAGGAAAGGUUGCUACUCCUUGUCAAUCAGACACACAAAUCAUGCUUCCUGGGAUUGUGUGAAACACUAUCGUAUUAACCGCUUAGAGAAUGGCUGGCUUUACAUCUCUCCCAGUCUCACCUUCCCAAGCCUACACGAGCUGGUAGACUCUUAUUCUGAAACUGGGGAUGGCUUGUGUUGUUGCUUAAAGGAGCCAUGUUUCAUUCAAGGAUCUGCUUCAGAUUUCUGCCACAGCCUUUCCAACCCAAAAGUAGUGAGCAAGCCAGCUCUUAACUGGCAAGAGAUCAACAGCUCUGACCUGUUGACGGAAGGUCCACUACCAGAAGACUCUCCUAUCAGCCUCGGCCUGCGUGAAUCUGUGACAACUUAUCUAUUAAUGACUGAAAACCAGCCCUUAGAUGAUACACUUGGGCAGAAGAGAUCCAGAAAUACUUGAGAUUGUUAGUAUUAACUUCUGGGACAUGAAACUUGAACAUAAGACUUUUUAAUAUUAUCCCCUUGAUGCAAUAUGAACUUACUCUAAGAAGCAGUGACCCUUCAACCCCAGAAAGUCACCCUGUACACUUUUUCACUCUUUUUAAAACUACUGUCGAUUCUGGCUUCUAUUCAGAUAGACUAUGUAUAUUUAUGUGCAUGUCUUUAUGUCUGUUACUCCUUCAAAAAUUUGUACCAAGUUGGUGUGAACAUGACCAGAGAAACGUACAAUGAAUUUCCUUAAUUUAAAUUUCAUAGAAUCAAAGUUGUAAAAAAUUACAAGGGCCAUCCAGCCCAACUCCCUACCAUCAAAGAAUGCAUACUCAAAUCACUCCUGACAGAUGGACAUCCACCCACUCCCAAGAAUGAGACUUGAGGACACUCCAAGGCAGCAUAUUGCACCGCUGAACAGCUUUUACCGCCAGGAAGCGUUUUUGCAAUGUUUAGGUGGAAUCUUUUUUCCUGCACCUUUGAAUGUUACUCCAUAUGCUAUGCUCUAGAGCAGCAGAAAGCAAGCUUUCCCCCUCCUCAAUAUGACAUCAUUUUAAAUAUUUAAACAUGGCUAUCAUGUUCCCUGCCAACUUUCUUUGCUCCAAGCUAAACAUAUCUAGCUCCCUCAGCUGUUGCUCAGUUUGGCCUCCAAACCUUUGAUCGUUUUGGUUGCCCUUCUCUGCACAUCUUCUAGCUUGUCAAUAUCCUUCUUGAAUUGUGGUGCCCAGAACUGGACCCAGUAUUUUUCCAGGUGAGGCCAGCACAAAGCAGAAUAGAGUGGGACUAUGACAUCCCUCAAUCUAGACCAGACAUGGGCAAACUUUGGCCCUCCAGGUAUUUUCGACUUCAACUCCCACAAUUCCUAACAGCUGGUAGAAUUGUGGGAGUUGAAGUUCAAAACACCUGGAGGGCUGAAGUUUGCCCAUGCCUGAAUUAAGAUGACAAUGUCCCAAAAACUUGUUUCCUUGUUCUAUAUGGAAUUUCUUUAUCCCUAUGGAAUUAAACAAAGGCUGUCAAUAUGAUUUUAAAAAUACACAAAGACUAAUUCAAACUAAGUGCCUACUACUCUAAAGCUAUUGAUAAUAUCCACAGAAGUAGAAAUUACUAGUCUGCUUUCAACAAUCCUGCCUCUUACCUGCAACAUUUAACUAAAUCGCAUGCAAGGAAGUUCGAAAGAACAUUGGACAAAACAUAUGUAUAAAAUUGUAGUUUGGGUGGUAUGUGGUGAAUUUCACCUUGACCUCUCAAUCCCCACUUAGUGGACAGUAGUGGCUGCAAUUGAGGUUUUGUUCCCCUUCUGCUCAGGAAGCAGUUGGCUGCCAUUUCCACCUUCUCCUCUGAACAAUCCCCAUUCUGAGCGCCCAAAACAGCAUUGCUGCUGCAAAUUUCCCCUCAUACUAGAGAUCUCUCUGAAGUGUGAAUAGAAACGGUAGUUAGCUGCUUCCUGUUGAUCACAGCAGCGGCUGCCUGUUACGUGUAUAUUGGAAGACUUUCUCCUAAAUGAGGGGAGACGAAGGCAUUAAGAAUAAACACGAGUCAUGAGCAUCUGUGACUGUCAUACAA